Messenger RNA from Anopheles merus, 12310 nucleotides. Its product is annotated as voltage-dependent calcium channel type A subunit alpha-1-like. Lineage: Eukaryota; Metazoa; Arthropoda; Insecta; Diptera; Culicidae. Gene Ontology annotation, molecular function: high voltage-gated calcium channel activity; calcium ion binding. The record is from RefSeq and is a predicted model, not a curated record. The coding region runs from base 2454 to 8741 and encodes 2095 amino acids. Gene Ontology annotation, biological process: calcium ion import across plasma membrane; chemical synaptic transmission. The transcript has 37 exons. Gene Ontology annotation, cellular component: voltage-gated calcium channel complex; membrane.
GUCGUGCCGGAAGCGCGCGUGUUAGCCGUGUUUGUGUUGCGUGCGCCGUGUACAGACCAAAGCUGCAGGUGGGCAAGCAGCAGCAGCACCGUUACAGAUCUGCAACCGUUACGGCGUCCUUCCGGAAAGGGGGCGCGCGCUGUUGCAUCCUAGUUCCGCGUGUUGCAACCGGUGGUCGUGGCUGCUAGUACGGCGCGCGCCAUCGAUCGGCGACUCUUUCCCGCGGCACAGGGUCAGGUCGGUAGGGGUCCAAAAAUAGUUUGUUAGCGAAACGUAAAUGCUCCCGGACCAACGGUUGCCCCGGCGACCUGUGGUGCUGGACCGAAUGCCUGAAGGCCGUGCUCGCUGUGGAGCAGUGUGGCCAAACGACAUUUUCGUACGCCCGUUGUUCGGGAGAAAAGCGGGCAAUUUUUCUAUCGAGCUGCAGGGGUCCACUUUUUUUUAGUCGAAACGCUUACUCCGAGAGCUCCGGCAUCGCAGGGGCAGUGCGCAUUCAGUUGCUCGCUGUCGCGUCGAAGAUGAUGGGCAAGUGCAUUCAAAGUGGGCCAAGAUUGAAGUUUGAUAACGUGCCAGCGGUGAUUGGUGUUUGUGUGUGUGCUUGUGGUGCUGUGUGUUAGGCGGAGGAGUUUUCCUAUGCAAUGUUCGCUGUGGCAUCGGUGCAUCGGUGCGGUUCGUCGUCUAAAAUAAGCAUCUUUGUGUUCUAUUAGUAAAAUGUGUGUGUGUGUGUGUGUGCUUGAUGCAAGUGUGCGAUUGUGUCUCAAUGUGAUAAAGGAAGCUUGAGCGUGUUUAUGAAAAGUGUUUGGGGGAGUGUUCGAAUCUUCUACCUUGACGUGAGCCUCGAAUUUCGCACACGGUGGAACUCUGAGUGUCUGUGAUAAAACCUUUUUUAUUUCUACAUUCAUGUGUAAAUGUGUGUGUGUGUGUUUGUGUGUGAGCGACCAUUUCUACAUCCGCUUAUAAAAAGCUUGUGCGCCACUGUGUCCCUUUUUUGUAGCAAAUAUACACGUACUAACGCUCGUCUUUGAGGUGGGAGAACAAGUGGUGUUAAGGGAACGUCUUCUAUUCUCCUGUUGAAUGUCUAGAUUAUCGAGUAAUUGAACGCGUGUGCUGCGCUACCUUUGCUACGAGUAAAUAGAGCGGGAGGAAAACCUUCCUGCCCCUACGCCCCAUAAAUCAACUCGUCGUACGUGACACGAACUAUAAAUAAAGUGUGUGUGUGUGUCUGUGUGUGUGCCCAAAAACGUAACGCCAAUCAAGGAACGGGUUUUCUUAUGAGCUUCUCCCUCCAACAACGCCAACAGAAAUUGAAUGUUGCUACUACUGCUGCUGCUGCCGCCGCCCGUUUGAUGACGGUUGAACCACAAGCUCGUGUCGAGAAAGAAGUUACAAAAAAAAAAACUCUAAAAGAAAGCAAAAGGGUCCCUUUUUCGAUUGACAAAUUGCAAAACCUAGAUCGUGUAUCCGUUCAAGGGAUAAAAAAGAGAGAGAAAGGAAAGUGAGCUCACGGGACUUACGGGAACCGUUUGAUAAUUUGCAUUUUUUGGACAUUGGAGGUGGAAGAAUUUUUCGGCAAAACUCUACUCCACGGGGCUUUGGCUUUCACUGGUCCGAGUUUGUGUGUGCGUGUGUGAGAGAGAGAGAGUUUUUUCUUCAUCCGGUGAUUGCCAGUGAAGCGUGCACGAUCGGAUCGAAGGCGGAUUAUUCGAACAUUAUGGAUGCAAACCGGGCCGGGUGGAAAAUAUUAUCAGUGCCGUGAUUUAUCCCGGGUCGUGCGUGCCGGUCCCGUGCGGGAAAUUCUUCGAUCUAGAAAGGGGGAACAAGUUUUGGCACAACCCCAAUCCCGCCCUCUUGCGGGUCUUGCGGGUGCCAUAAUUGGAAAGGGCCCGGCUGGCUCCAUGUGGAAAGGCGUUCCUGAUGGAAAGUGGCAAACGUGGAAGUGAUCGAUAGACGAAAGAAAAGUGUAAAAUCGAAAAAGCCUAGAAUCUGGUCAAACCCCGUCAGUGAGUGGAUAGGAUCGUAAGCACCACACGCCAAACACUUCAGAAAGAGUCCAGGUGCAAAGGAGCAAUCACGAACGCUACCCUGUUUCACCCCCCUCUCUAGUAAAUCCAGCGUGAAAGGUGAGAAGAAGCGAACCGUGUCUUAGAAAGGAAAAAAGCGAAGAGUGAAAGGAUUCGCAAAUUUAACCUUUUUGCACCUGCAAAGCGGCGUUCAUUUUUAGCACACAUUCGCACGUGGACACGUGAGCAAACGUAUCUUCGCAAACGGCGGGCCCGCUCCUCGGGGCUGGAAGGAAGUUGGCCCCGGCGCAGAUGGAUUACCGGGCUGCCGGUGUACCGACGCACCGACCCGGACAUGGAUUGUUGCUAGCGGACUGAAAUUAUGUUCGACUACCAGGGGAUCAGUUGACACUGUUUGAGCAACUUACGAAGCACGCACGGCACUAGGUAAAGAUGAUUGGAAGCGUCGGAGGUCGACACAUGUCGACGCGCCGCCGGGGCUCGUCCCCGAUGGUGCGCUUAGGGAACAACCUCAACCUGCAGCUCGAGCCACCCGAUGGGCCGAACACCCCGCGUGUCUCGCCGAGACGACGGCGAGCCGUUACGACCAGUGACCACAAAAGCUGUGCAUUAAUUCAAACAAGACUGAAACUAGGAGACAUCAUGUUGGCUGCAGCUCAAGAAGCGGCGCUCGCAGGUCAGACCUCGAACGGGACUCAGUUCGGACGCAAAGGAGGCCACUAUUUAGCUGAUAGAAUGGGUGGCCCCAGCAGUCAAGGGGGUCAGCCUCUGGCUGGAGGCGGACCCACCUCGCUCUUUAUUUUAUCAGAGGACAACAUCAUUAGGAAAUACACACGGUUCAUCAUUGAAUGGCCUCCGUUCGAGUACGCUGUGCUGCUGACAAUCAUUGCCAAUUGCGUGGUAUUGGCUCUGGAGGAGCACUUACCUCAUGGAGACAAGACGAUACUUGCUCAGAAGCUGGAAAAAACGGAAGCAUAUUUUUUGGGCAUCUUCUGCGUCGAAGCAUCACUGAAGAUCCUCGCCUUAGGGUUUGUUAUGCACAAACACUCCUACCUCAGGAACAUAUGGAACAUAAUGGAUUUUUUCGUCGUAGUUACGGGAUUCAUCACAUUGUUCCCCCAAAAGGGACCGGAAGUAGAUCUGAGAACACUAAGGGCGAUCCGUGUGUUAAGGCCCUUAAAAUUAGUUUCUGGAAUUCCUAGUUUACAAGUAGUCUUAAAAUCAAUCAUCAAAGCCAUGGCGCCCUUGCUGCAGAUAGGAUUGUUGGUCUUGUUUGCAAUUGUUAUCUUUGCAAUCAUAGGCUUAGAGUUUUACUCCGGUGCGCUACACAGGAGCUGUUAUAGCUUAGAGGAUAUCUCUCAAAUCGUGAAGGAGGGCGAAUUCCCGACGCCUUGCAAUGCAGAUAACGACACGAUAGCACCGACCGGUGCGUACGUCUGCAACAGCAGCGACAGCACGUGCAUCGAGCAGUGGGAAGGGCCCAACUUCGGCAUUACCAGCUUCGAUAACAUUGGGUUCGCCAUGCUGACCGUCUUUCAGUGCAUCACGAUGGAGGGCUGGACGGCAAUCCUGUACUGGACGAACGAUGCGCUCGGGUCAACGUUUAAUUGGAUCUACUUCGUGCCGCUCAUCGUGCUGGGAUCCUUUUUCAUGCUUAAUCUAGUUCUCGGUGUGCUCAGCGGAGAGUUUGCGAAGGAGAGGGAAAAGGUAGAAAACCGCCAAGAGUUUCUGAAGCUACGUAGGCAACAGCAGCUAGAAAAAGAGCUAAACGGCUACGUCGAGUGGAUUUGUAAAGCGGAGGAAGUGAUCCUGGCCGAGGAGCGCACUACCGAGGAGGAACGGUUGCACAUUAUGGAAGCUCGCCGGCGUGCAGCGGCCAAGCGGAAAAAGCUGAAAAAUCUCGGCAAAUCCAAAUCCACCGACACCGAGGAGGACGACCCGGACGAAGAUUGUGGUGAUGACGUCUUUGUUCCGAAGCGCAAGAAAGGUAAAGGUUACCUAAAAGCCAAAGUGAAAACGCAAGGAAAGUGUAAAGGCUUCUGGCGAGCGGAGAAGCGUUUCCGGUUCUGGAUAAGACACACGGUCAAGACGCAAUGGUUCUACUGGUUCGUCAUAGUGCUGGUGUUCUUCAACACCGUCUGCGUUGCGGUUGAACACUACGGACAACCGAACUGGCUGACACAGUUUUUGUACUACGCGGAGUACGUGUUUCUCGGGCUGUUCAUGAUGGAGAUGUGGAUCAAGAUGUACGCCCUGGGGCCUCGGAUCUACUUUGAGUCAUCGUUCAACCGGUUCGAUUGUGUCGUUAUUAGCGGUUCCAUUUUUGAGGUCGUCUGGUCCGAGGUGAAGGGCGGAUCGUUCGGGUUGUCCGUGCUGCGUGCGUUGCGCUUGCUGAGGAUAUUUAAGGUCACAAAGUACUGGUCCUCGCUGCGCAAUCUCGUCAUCUCGCUGCUCAACUCGAUGCGCUCCAUCAUUUCGCUGCUGUUCUUGCUCUUCCUGUUCAUACUGAUCUUCGCCCUGCUCGGCAUGCAGCUGUUCGGCGGUCAGUUCAAUCUGCCCGACGGCACCCCGCCGACCAACUUCAACACGUUCCCGAUCGCACUGCUGACCGUGUUCCAGAUCCUGACCGGCGAGGAUUGGAACGAGGUGAUGUACCAGGGCAUCGAGUCGCAGGGAGGCCACAAGAAGGGCAUGAUCUACUCGCUGUACUUCAUCAUUCUGGUGCUGUUCGGUAACUACACGCUGCUGAACGUGUUCUUGGCUAUCGCGGUCGACAAUUUGGCCAACGCACAGGAGCUCACCGCCGCCGAGGAGGAGCAGCUCGAGGAGAACAAGGAGAAGCAGCAGAUGGAGCUGGACAAGGAGAUGGAGGCGCUGCACAUGCAGAACGAUGGUUCGCCGCCCCGCGUCGAAGUGUCCAGCCCGUCGCCGACGCGAGGCAACGGGAGCGGUGGCAGCACAAAGAGCAAGAAGAAGGACGAAGAGAAGGAGGAGGACGACGACGAGAUACCGGACGGGCCGAAGCCGAUGCUGCCGUACUCGUCGAUGUUUGUGCUGUCACCAACGAAUCCGAUACGCUGUGGCGCACAUUGGGUGGUGAACCUGCGGUACUUUGACUUCUUCAUCAUGGUCGUCAUCUCGCUGUCCUCGAUCGCGCUCGCCGCCGAGGACCCGGUCGAGGAGGAUUCGCCGCGGAAUAAAAUUCUUAACUUUUUCGAUUACGCCUUCACCGGCGUGUUCACGAUCGAGAUGCUGCUGAAGAUCGUAGAUCUCGGCGUGAUACUGCACCCGGGCAGCUAUCUGCGCGAGUUCUGGAACGUCAUGGACGCGGUGGUCGUGAUCUGUGCGGCCGUCAGCUUCGGCUUCGACAUGACCGGCAGCAGUGCCGGCCAGAACCUUUCCACAAUCAAAUCGCUCCGGGUGCUACGCGUGCUGCGCCCGCUGAAAACAAUCAAACGGGUGCCGAAGCUGAAGGCGGUGUUCGAUUGUGUCGUCAACUCGCUCAAGAACGUGAUCAACAUCCUGAUCGUGUACAUACUGUUCCAGUUCAUCUUCGCCGUCAUUGCGGUGCAGCUGUUCAACGGGAAGUUUUUCUACUGCACCGACGACAGCAAGCACACGAGCGAGGAGUGCAAGGGACACUUUUUCGUGUACGACGGUGCCGAUCAACUGCCACGAAGGGAGCCGAGAGAGUGGAAGACGCAAAGUUUCCACUAUGACAACGUGGCGACCGCCAUGCUAACACUUUUCGCCGUGCAAACCGGCGAAGGCUGGCCUCAAGUGCUCCAAAACUCGAUGGCCGCUACCUACGAAGACAAGGGUCCAAUCCAAAACUUUCGCAUAGAGAUGUCCAUAUUCUACAUAGUGUACUUCAUCGUGUUUCCAUUCUUCUUUGUUAACAUAUUCGUGGCCUUGAUUAUCAUUACAUUCCAAGAGCAAGGUGAAGCGGAACUGCAGGACGGUGAGAUAGAUAAAAAUCAGAAAUCGUGCAUUGACUUUACGAUAGGUGCUAGGCCUCUGGAGCGUUACAUGCCAAACAAGCGGAAUAGUUUUAAGUACAAGGUGUGGCGCAUCGUCGUCUCGACACCGUUCGAGUACUUCAUAAUGAUGCUGAUCGUGUUCAACACGUUACUGCUGAUGAUGAAGUAUCACAAUCAAGGAAAAGAGUUUGAGAAAUCGUUAAAAUAUCUCAACAUGGGAUUUACCGGGAUGUUUAGUGUUGAAACUAUACUGAAAAUAAUAGGAUUUGGCGUAAAGAAUUUUUUCAAGGACCCUUGGAACAUAUUCGAUUUUAUAACAGUAAUUGGAAGUAUUAUCGACGCUUUAGUUCUAGAAUUAGGGGAAAAUUCCUUCAACGUUGGAUUCCUAAGACUGUUUCGUGCUGCACGAUUAAUCAAACUACUGCGACAAGGUUAUACAAUACGUAUAUUACUUUGGACAUUUGUUCAAUCAUUCAAAGCACUGCCAUAUGUCUGUUUGCUGAUUGCCAUGCUAUUUUUUAUCUACGCAAUUAUUGGCAUGCAGGUAUUUGGGAAUAUUGAGCUAGAUCCUGAAUCAUCUAUCACUAGACACAACAACUUCCGCUCAUUUGUCCAAGGGCUGAUGCUACUGUUCAGAUGUGCUACGGGCGAGUCGUGGCCGAACAUUAUGCUGGCAUGUCUCAAAGGGAGACCGUGUGACCCGAGAGCUAACAAGCCGAACGAAACGUGCGGCUCAACACUGGCCUACGCAUAUUUCGUGUCGUUUAUCUUUUUCUGUUCGUUUCUUAUGUUGAAUCUGUUCGUUGCCGUCAUUAUGGACAACUUUGACUAUCUAACGCGUGAUUCCAGUAUUCUUGGCGCACAUCAUCUGGACGAGUUCGUUCGGAUAUGGGCGGAAUAUGAUCCUAAUGCUACGGGUAAAAUUCACUACACUGAAAUGUAUGAUAUGUUGAAAAACAUGGACCCUCCCUUGGGAUUUGGUAACAAAUGUCCCAACCGACUCGCCUACAAAAAGCUCAUCCGCAUGAACAUGCCGCUCGAUGCAGAGGGAAAGGUCGCCUUCACGACGACACUGUUUGCGUUGAUACGCGAAAACCUCAACAUCAAAAUGCGAACUGCGGAGGAGAUGGAUCAAGCCGACGCGGAACUGCGGCACACUAUUAGCCACAUCUGGCCCCUGCAGGCGAAGAAGAUGCUCGAUCUGCUCGUCCCCCUAAACGAGGAGCUGAACGCGGGCAAGCUUACCGUCGGGAAGAUCUAUGCCGGUUUGCUGAUUUUAGAGUCCUGGCGCAACACCAAGUUCGGCCAGGUCGAAUCAGAUCUGCCGGGAAUUGAAGCAAGCAUUAAUAGCCCAACGGCCCGACAGCCGAAACCGUCCCUGUUCAGCACGAUCCUCGAUAUGGCCGUAAUGGAAAAGACGGGCGGUUCGCGCACCGGCUCGCUGAGCCUAGAGAACGGCGAGGGGGUCAGCUCGCAGACCCACCUGCUCUACGGCCACGGUGCCAACGGGAACGGUACGGCCGGCGAUGGCGGUGGUGGCGGUGCUGGCGGUGCCGGUGCUGGCGGCGGUGCUGGUGUCGGCGGGCUUGGUGCCGGCCUGGGCAGCGGUCACGACAGCACACUGGACCUGCAUGGCAGUAGUUUGGCCAGUCUGGCACGCCGCACCACGAUGCGCAAGCGGUCCUUCAGGAACAGAAAGGAGCUGCAGGAUGUUUCGAGACAACCGUCCCUCGAGUCGCUGACUCCAGCAGAUGGGCAUCUGCAUCCGGGACACGCUUACCACAACGGGCAUCGUCGAUCACCGAGCUUGAGGCGGGAGUCUCCGCUGGUGCGCACGCCGAGCCCGCGGAAGCGACAUCAACAGCACGAGAUCGGUUUCUCCGACACCGUGUCGAACGUGGUGGAAAUACAAAAGGAGGAACACAGACGUGGUUCCUGGUCGGCCUCAACCAGCCCCGCCCGUUCGCCGUCGCCCAGUCGUUUCGGUGUACAUAGUAGUGCCCAGCAUCGCAGUAGUAAAGACCGUUCCAAAAACCACCUUGUCCAUCAACCGUACGAUACGACGAUCCUCUGCGAACGGUCGCGUUCGCCCAGCCCGGCCCAGCUGCUGCAAGAGCUGCGCGACCGGGACCAAGCCCGCCGGAAGUACCGCAACGGAAUGGGUUCCUCAGGGUCUCACGUGCAGCAUAGCUAUCCGGUGUUGGUGACCCGCCGCCAGGGCCACGGACGUCGGUUGCCGCCCACACCGUGCAAGCCGUCGACGCUACAGCUGAAGCAAACGAACAUCAACUUCCCCAAGCUGAACGCUAGCCCGACCCAUACUGGCCAUUCCUCUCACAACACACCGCACAGCGUGCAUUCGCUGCCCCAGUCGCGCGAGUUUCUCCGCGAGCCGAGGGAGCGCGACCAUGACCGGGAUCUGUACUAUCGCGAACGGGACCGCGAGCGGGACCGGGAACGCUUCCGGAACAGCCGCGAACGCAGCCACGAAGACUACAGCGUCCGGUACGAGUUCCGGGAUCGCGAGCGGGAGCUGUACGAGCGCGAGCGUGAGAUCGAGCGAGAGUUUGAGCGCGAGUUCGAAAGGAUGGAACACUCCGUCCCGCUGUCGUACGAGCAGGCACUGGCGAUGGGCCGCACCGGUGGCCGCGUACUGCCGUCGCCCAUUUUGAACGGCUACAAACCGAAGGGCGCCCUUCACUCGAGACAUUCCGAUUCAGACGACGAGGACUGGUGCUAGCAUAGGGUGCGAAGGCGGCAGGGCGAACGCAAGCGGCGCGAACAGAUUUGGGUCUAGGCCAAGGCAAGGCCAUCCCUGCCAUCCCGGCCAACCGGAACUCACGCCGCGCUGACACGUGAUGUUGCAGCUUUCAGCAAACAGCAUUCAACUUGCCACUUGCGCUCGCGGUGAGCGUCGAUGUUUGAUCGAUGGCUUUAAGUGAUCGGCAGGACCCUCAACCGUGGGGGGGGGGGGGUCUUGAGUGCGUGCACGAUCACAGCUACGAAACUAGGGCCGUAUAGAAUUAUAAACGUGUGUAGCUAAUACAUGGUAGCAAAAUACUCUUACUCCAUUUAGCCGGAGACGCGGUAAAAACUGACCAGUACUAGGUUUCCUCCCCUCAAUCCUUGACAAACCCUUUUCCCUAGCGUUUUUCUAUCGUUUUUUAUGGAGAGAAACGUUCCCAACUUGUCGGCACAAGGUGACCAUCCUAUUGUGGGCUUUUCAUAUGAUCGAUCGAUUUUCUUUCGUUGUCUAGAAGAAAAUUCAUUCGGCAAACAGUAAACAAGUGUUCAUCCUAUGUACUAUUUGCGCCUAAAGGUAGGCAAAUUUAACGUAAAGCUAUUCCCAAAAAUAGAAAUCAAAGCUCCUUAUAAAGUUACUUAACAUUGCAAUUUGAUUGUACAAGCAAAAUGACAUAAGUUUAUUUAAAAAAAAUCACAAUUAAAUUUAAAUAUUGAUUUGAUUUGAUACCAUCAAUAGUACACUCCAAACUCUCUUUUUGCUGCCAACUUUGCCUACCUUUAGGCGCAAACGAUGAUAGAUAUCAAACAGAUUAGCUCGUCCGGCACGAGACUGCGGCCGAUGGUGGAUUAGUAGUUGCACUCAAACAAACUGAUACGGAGCAAAACAUAAGAAACAAAACAAAAAAAAAGUAAAAGACUGAGACAGUGACAGUGAAAACCAAACGCGCUAAACGAGCGCCACACACACAAACCUGUGCACUUUUACAGUAAACUGAAAAAAAAACUUUUACAGUAAACUGAACACAAACAUUAAGACGGAUUACGACGGAUCACAGCGGAACAAUAGCGUUCGGUCUGGUAGUGCGGUAGUGCGUUGUAUACGGCUAGAAACCACUAGUUAGGAUGAAAUUAGUACACCAGUUUGGUAAGAGGUUUUUUGAUGGCCCUUCGCGUUCGGCUAUCGUGAGGUGAUACCACACACAGUCACACGCAACCAGUCACAAGCGAGCGGAUAGUAAAAAAACAUAUAAUGCAGGGAAUUUUUACGUAGCAAGAGCGGGCGAACGUGACGUAGAUCAGUGAAGCGAAAGCAUGUAUUUAGCAAAAGGCACUAAUAACCCACCUAGUAUCCGGUUUUGUUUUUUGUUUCAUCAGUUUAAUCUCGACCAGAACGCGGAAAUCAUAUCCAGUUGGUACGGUGAGGGGGCAGAUAGAGCAGCGUACCAGCAGAGUAGAAUGUGUAGUGAUCGUGCGUAGAAGGACGCGGCUUUCGACCCAACCGUCGCGUAGUUUUAGCAGCAUUAGCAUUGCUGCAACCAUCAUCGAAACCAAGACUCGUGAUUGUGCGAAGAGAGCGUUUUUUAUGCAAAAGGUUUAGAUAGUCACCAACCAAGACUAGCGAACUAGCUUGCUGCCAAGAAGGUAAGGACAUUUUCGACCAGAGUACUAACGUUUUCAAAAAAGAGAAAAGAGAGAUGACAAGAGAGAGAUAUAUAUAGAGAGAUAAAUCACCAAAGUAGGUAGUGCUGUAUCUAGUGAUAUACAGGGAUUGCACAAUGCGGAUGCAGGUUCUACUAGUUCAUCUUCUUUUGAUUGUGAUCGCCCCGAACAAUGUGUCACCUUGUGUCACCGAAUUUUCAACCGUAACAAAAUGUCCCCUAACCAUCCCAUCUCCCAUCCCGUUUUGCUUAGAUGUAAGUAGACACUGGUGCAAAACCAAAAUCGAGUCAUGCUCGCCCAAAACUGAGCAUGGAUAUAGAGGCAGUGCGUCUGCAAAUUUUGAACAUCCCGACGGUUCGGCCUUUAGCGUGAUUGAAGUGACAGUAAAUGGGGAAAAAAAACAAACAACAAGAAUUAUCAUAAAAAAUGGGCCCACAAUAGUGUGCAAAGGUUGCGGACGUCCAAGCGAACGGGGAAGCACUCGAACAUGUACCGUACAUUGAUUACACUUAGCUUUAACACUACACACUACUUCAAACCUUUCGGUACGGUAGGCGGUAAACAGUAAAACGAGUGUUUGCUUAUUUUUUUUCAACCGUUUCCACGCCAUUCAACCAGUCCAGAUACCAGAUGUUGCCAAACGUUGAUCUUUAGCCACCCGCGAAACUGGCCGUACUGGCUUGUACAUAGUAAACAUUAGCGAACAAGAGCUGCCGCUCUGGCAGUAAGUAAGAAACCCCGCAAUGUUAUGUAAAAACAAAACGAAACCAAAAACACUGCUGCAAUGCUUUGUGUGGCGUGCAGCGGCGCAAGUACGUGCAUGUUAAACUGCCAUUUUCUUCAUCUUCGUACGGCCCAUUUCUAAUGGCCGGUGUUUGCGAGUGCGUAACAUAGCAAAACCAACGCAAAUCAGGCAAACCAUAAUACGAUUGCCAAUAUCUACGACCACUUAAUUAAAGCGAACGAAGCGUUACCUUUAUCGCAGGAUGGAUAGGGGGUUUGUUUUUUUAUCUCGAAGCGCUAGCAAGCGAUCAAGCAUAUACAUAUAUACAUAUAGGAAUAUGCGUACUUUCUCGUUCUCGUUUUCUCCUACCAAAGCUUUUAUUCUCCGUUUUUUGCUCUCUCGCCAUAGCGUUGUUGUAGCAGUUUCGUUGAACGACAAAUGCCUGUUGAGAUAUUAGUGUAUUGAAUGAAUCUAACAAAGUUUAAUGUUUGCUGCUGCCCCGCUCCCGAUAGUUGGUUCCGGUUUCUUGGUACGAUGCUACUGUAAAAAAGAGAUGAAUUUAAAAAAAAACAGGGAGAAACAAAAUUACAAAGAAAAGGAAAUAGAAGGAAUAUCGAGCGACACAUACCAGUUUUCUUGAUCGUUGUAUGUAACAAAAAAAGUUGUAUUCUUCAUGUACCAACCAAGCCAAGCAUCAUCCGCUGCAUUUACCAACUCGACAGCAUAGCUCAGCGAAUAGAAACAAACGCGGAAUAAGUAAGAGAGCGAGAGAGAGUGACUAGUGAAAGGAAGCAAAUAUUUAAGGGACACAUUCAUUUCCAACAAACCGGACUCAACGCAAUAGCAACUCGUGUAUGUAUGUGUGUGUGUUUAUUCAUCUUCCCUUUCGGAUACCACUUACAAUAGCUGUCGUUAGUCGAAUGGAAUCGUAAUUCAAACAAAUUCUCCUGUUCCCCUUCCCUUCCCGUUUUCCCUAAUGCAAGUUUAUGAACGCAUCGAUGCAAAUAAUGUUCCGCAAGCGCCAGUGAAGGGAAGCAACUUUGAAUCCAAUGUUGUACAUACAUUUUUUCUGUGAUACGCCAACGUUUAAAGCCGUGUAGUAAUGGAAAUCCAUGAAAAAAAAGGAUAAGGCGAGAAGAGACAAGCUAACCAAAAAAAAAAGAGGCAGAGAAGGAGAAGAG